GGGUAGAUUGUGAGCACUUUCUACUUUCGUUUACGUGCUUUUGUUGAUUCACGUGCACUUUCCCACGACAGAGGACUUUCACCCUCCGCUACCCUUGACCCCACCUGAACCUCACCUGUUUCAGCAGGGUGGACGACUUCAGGUGAAGGAAGUACCUGUCAUGUUUCUGGAUACGAGGAGCACGGUACACCGAGGCCGCUAAAUGGCCAGUCCACAGCAGGACGGUGACACCAACAGCGAGGCCAUGUACUCGUCAUCAUCCUCAUCGCCUCCGGGAGAACCCCUGACCAAACUGCAAUGCCAUUCGCCAGGGGGAAGCCUGAGUCCACCCCUGAGCCCACACGAGUACACGUGCUCUUCCACCACCACCUCGCUCUCUACAGUGUCCAAAGGGGGCACUGGGGGUUCUGGGGGAACCCACAGCAAUGGGGGAGGCUCUUCAUCCCCCAGGAGGCUGUGCCUGGUGUGUGGAGAUGUGGCAUCUGGCUUCCACUAUGGUGUGGCCUCGUGUGAGGCAUGCAAAGCUUUCUUCAAGCGUACCAUACAGGGCAACAUCGAAUACACAUGUCCGGCAUCCAGCGACUGCGAGAUAAACAAGCGGCGGAGGAAAGCUUGCCAAGCCUGCCGAUUUCAAAAGUGCCUCAAGAUGGGCAUGCUCAAAGAGGGUGUACGGUUAGACAGGGUUCGAGGUGGAAGGCAAAAAUAUCGUCGAAACCCUGAUGGCCCUUAUCAGGUUCAGUCAUUGCAGCCCAAAAAGUCUCUCGAAGAAAAUGUAAUCAUCUCUGCGCUCGUUCACUGUGAGCCGGAACCAUUGCUGGCGCUUAACUCCACUGGAAGCAACACCGGCUCUUCUUUAGGAGACUCUCAGUACAAGACUGUCAGCGUACUCAGUGAAUUAGUUGACAGAGAACUGGUAGCCACCAUUAGCUGGGCUAAACAGAUUCCAGGUUUCACGGACCUCACACUAAACGACCAGAUGCGUCUGCUACAGACAACAUGGGCAGAGAUCCUGUCUUUGGCACUUGCUUACAGGUCGUGCCAACUGUCUCCUCCGCCACGAUUGAUGUUUGCAUCUGACCUGGUCCUUGAUGAGCGGCAGGCGUCGGACUGCCGGGCUCAAGAAUUAUUUGUCCAUAUGGUUCAUCUCAUCAGGAGGCUAGAAGUGCUGUCCAUUUCUAGAGAAGAAUUUCUAGCACUGAAGGCACUCAUCCUAACAAAUGCAGACAUUCUCCUCGAAGAUGCCACUUCGGUGCACAAACUGCGUGACGCUGUGAUGCAGGGGCUCCACGACUGUGUUGUGGCGCAGCGCAGUACCUCUUGUGGUUCAUCGCCUACGUUGAGUACGACGCAGACGGCAGGGGCGCACGCCAGCCAACUGCUCCUCUGCCUGCCCCUCCUACGACAGCUCGACACCGUAGUGCGGCGAUUUUGGAACGGCGUCCGGCGUGACGGUUGCGUUCCCAUGAACAAGCUCUUUGUCGAGAUGCUAGAGUCACAUGCACUCGUGCGGUGAGUGGGACGUUGCCCAACUAGUGUGUGUUGCCGUUUUUUCCCUUUUCGUUUUAGAAAUGAGUGUGUAAGUAGGUGAAACAGUGCUGGUGUGAGUGUUGCAGUAUGAUAGUCUGCUUGUGACAGUGUCAAAAAAAAAUAAUAAUAAUAAUGCCGCGUAGUGUACAGAGGUGUUCUCGAUGGGGCUGGGUGGAGGUCUUUUGAAAAAGAAAAAAGAGAGAGUCACGGUGGUGCAUAAUGCUUGUUCCUCCGGCUACUGGUAUCUUUUGUUAUGAUCAGAAAUGUGUGGAGUCGCUCAUAGGGUAAAGGCAGCUAAGGUGAAAGAAGCCAACCUUGACUUUGGGUUUCUUUUACUUUUCCAAGUACAUAGCUGAAAAAGAAAACAUGAAAACUUGUGGCAAACAUUGCCAACGCGGCAAGUCAAAAGUGGUGUCCUAUUGACACGUAGCAUGUAGUAACACUGGAGUGUUACUACCUGCUGAUGUUGGGGAAAUCAGAUCAUGUCAAAGUACUUUGGUACUUGAAGGAUGUUUGCAUUUGAUGGUUUUACUAAAGCCACUCAUUACUUUGAACACACCGUACUAACCGGAAUAUGGGUAGAAGACUAAAAAAUGGAAUAAGAAAGACACACCAGAAAAGUCGACCCUCUCACAUCUCAGUCUUGGCAGGAAAAACAAUCUCUCAACAAUGGAUGGUGAAUGCAGCCAUCUUCUUCUCUUUUUCUGUACAGUGCUGGAUGGAGCGGUGUCAUUUCAAGUCCCCGGAUUAAUCCCGUCAUGAUCAUUAUUACAGACUCUAAAAAUUGCAAAACUUUAAAACCUAAAGACUUGAGCUGGUCCACCCCUCAGAACAAGUGCACACACCCACUCCGUCAGUUCCGAGGGUGUCAGUGAGGGAGAGAACGAGGCUCUCUCUCACUCUCCCAAUAUUCCAUUAACUAUUAAUACUAAUAAUUUGGGGCUUUACGCCGCGAGACAACUGCGAUCGUGAGCAUUUUCCAUAAACGUAUUGUCCAGCACUGUAACUGUGCAUUGUGCUUACAAUUUGUGCUGCGUUGCUUUGGGAUGCUCCUUAACGCAUUCCAUACCGAAUUUAUUAUUGAAGUAAGUCCGACUUUUUCUGUGUAUAAAAACUGUUUAUCUUUUCUCACAAUUUGUGGGCUGGGGGUUAACUUAUAUUCUGGAUUCCGGUUCAACCUGUAUUCCGGUUUCUACGGUAAAUCGUGGUAGGUAAGGCUCGCGCUGUGUCAAAGUAUACGGCGAGCCUUCGUAUUAGAUGUUGUUUGGCUUCCCCACAGGAAUGAUCCACCCCUUUGUUAGUCAUGUUGGUCAUACAUGGUGUACAGAAACAUGCCAUCUAGCUAAUCAUGUUUCCUGGAAAGGCGAGAUUUUUCUUCUUUUUUUUAAAUCUCCUUCAUGUGUGUGGCCUUAAUCCUUUUUUUAAAUCACCAUUUCAUCGCGUAGUGUGAAAUCUAUUUUUUUCUCAAAAAGAAAGAAUCAUGGGUUAUAAUUAUGUUAUAAGUGACAGCGCAUUUUUUUCAAGAAAUGGCCGCAUUGAUGCGGAAAAUCAAGUGAGACAAAUUUCUCCGUCUGCACUUGCAACUGCAUAGUGAAAGUGUAAUACAGCAAUAUGGCAGCGUACAGUGAAACAUGGGACACGCAAGUUUGUGCAGGCUGCAGGGGGAUGGGUACAGGAACAUGGGCUGCAAUACAUAUAACCGCAGUGUCGGAUCACAGUUGAGAAAACUGGGAAUGGAAAUGCUUGUAUACAGGGUAGCACAGCACAUGUGACACCUGGUACCUUUCAUGUUCGCUGUGCAUAAUGAUACCGAUGCUUGCAGAGCUGCUGCCUUGCACAGAUACAAAGUGCACGUGAAAUCUUGAGAACCAGUCUUGAGAAUUAAAAAAAAAACGAUGGUUCUGCGAAAAUGGUACAAGGAGAUGUACGACUGUUCGAGAUCUUGAAGGCAGAUGAAGUAUCUUGGUUCAGUUCCAUAUCGUUUUAACACUCUCUUAGUAAUGCAUGCCUGUAUUUCUGCAAUAAUCUUCCAGCUUAUUCCUUUACAUUUCUGCACAUUUGUAGCGAGUUUUGUCAGGGGAGGCAUGUGCAUGUAAGUCACGUAAUCUCUAGAAAUUGCCUUUUUUCUUCUUCGUGCACAAACAACACAUUGACAUCUGUAGCGGUUAGUAUGGGCAUUCAUCAUCACCUUUUCCUCACUGUUAUAUGUGAGAGGAGUGUAUGCAAAAAUAUGUUGCAAGAUAUUUUUAGAUAUACAUGAAACGUAGCAAAAAAUAAGCCAGAGUGACAUGUUUACAUCAUAACCAUAGUUAUGAAGUAACCAUGUCACUCUGGCUUUUUUGUUGCGAUAUUUCAUAUUUAUUUCUGCAUAAAUGAGCAGAUGUGGAACACAUUCAAGAAAACACACAUGCUUGAAGAAUAACACUAGAGGAACUAAUGCACCAAUGAUAACAUGUCGUUUGCUUUGCCGUCUGCGUUAAGGUUAGUGGGUUGUACACUUAGCAAUGUACUUCCUUGCCUGAACCAUCUGUAGCUUUAUGGUUUAUGCCCUUCUGUAUCACUGUCGCAUGCUUUCCGUUUUACUUACAAGUGUUGAGAACCCUCUUUAUUAUGUGAACACUACGAUGUGUCACACCUACCGUACCCUCAACUUUUCUGUCAUGCUGCAGUAUGGCUUCCUGGUGCCAUAUGGAAGCUUUGCGACUGUAGUUCUUUUGUUGCAAACGAGAUUGGUGUGCAGGAAAGCAGUCUCUGCAAGCAUAAACAAAUAAACAAUAGUGAUAAAAUACACUACUCAACACAUCCCUUGAGUCGUAUGGAACUUUGGCAGGAAAGAUGUCUUUCAUUUCCAUCUAUGUCUCUGCCUGCAUAUUUUCUCUUAAUUUCUCACAAGAACACUGUAGACAAUCACGGCUGCAACUUAUCUCUUUCAGUGGCUUCGCAGAUUACAGGGCUUGAUGCUUGUCAUCGUGGAUGCGUUUGUAUGCUUGGAACUAACGGUUAUCUGAAUUCCACGUAACCCUCGUUUAGUGUUGGAGGUCAGUAAAACAGUGGUGAGAUAGAUAAAUAUCCUGCGUUGUUGCCUGACAAAAAAGAGAGCAAAUUUUGUCAACUGUGGUAUUGGAAUGAUUUGCAAUUUGAUAAAAACCGGGCAGGAACUCUUAGGUAUUCCUUAUUAGGUAUUAGGUAUUAUUGCACACACCUGUUUCUGUGUCCUAUUCCACAUUGCUUCCCGUACGUUAGAGUAAAAACAUAAAAAAUAUGCGUAUAUUUUUAUGCCUCUAUUUCUGCCAUAUCUCUGUACAGCAUUCGUAGAGCUUGACUACUUAACUGCCUUUGAUAGGGUGCACUUGACAUAUCGAACUGAAAUUUGUGGCAGGUGAUGUUGUUAUUACUUGCACCGUAGGAAGCACUAUAAGCGAGAGGUUGUCAAGAACGUGUGAUUUCAGAAAAUUAUUGAAUGUGUGGGUUACGUUGUGGUUUUCUUUACGUGCAUCAUACAUUACCUACAAAAAAUAGGCAUUUGGGACCGAGGUGUCGGACAUGUCAUUGGAGUGAAGACACAAAAAUGAAAAAAAGAAAGGGUGUGUAUGAUUGAAAAUUUUCAGAUGGCGUAUUAAAUUGUAUUACAGAGCACACAUGCAUAUGUAGAAAUAUUUGGAACAUUUGGGAGGUUGCUCGCAUGCAACUUGUAAACGAAAAAACUUUUCAGCAGUGCUAACAUUUGUCAUUUAAUGGAAUUCCGUGAGCAAAAAUGUCUGAGGACAGUGGCAGGAAGAAAUACAACCCUAGCAUCGCCUAAGAUCACUUGCUUGUGCUGCUGGUCUUUGUCUGUGCCCCUAUACUAGAUACCAAACUCUAGGUUUAAUAUGGGGGAACAAUUUGACAAAUUGGGACACAUUCUCAAAAGGUGUAACAUCCUCACUACAGACGACUCUCCCGAUCUCGUAAUGGUACCUUCACCAAGUUCACGUAGUACACGCACUUCCGUCCAUGCAAGAAAAAAAAAAACAUCAAGUAUCGAGAAGCUACAGAAAAUGAAAUAUUUUGCAGUGAAGAGUGUCUCGGCAGAAUGAACCUGGACGGUGCCUCCCGCUAUCGAUGUAAAAAAGCACUAUGUUUGACUCAAACACAUGCACGUAUUACAUCAUUCUGUGUUGUUGGAACGGUCGACAAUUGUUUUGAUGGAGUGUCACCGAAAUUUCUUCCAUAGUCGAUUAUUUACUGAGUCUUCAACAUCAAUGAUAUACCACAUUGUGGGGUUUGCCUUUGCAUGCGUAUUUUCAUCGUGUUCUCCGUAUUAUUGCGCUAUUCUAGCUAAAGUUUCAUCUCCUACAAAAAAAUUUCUAGUAACGCAAGAGCAGCCGCUGCUCACUUCGACUUGGUACAUAAUCACUGCAGAAAUAUAUUUAAUAAUAGACGUACAGAGGGAAACAUUGCAUCUCUCCCUUUGAGGCAUAGGAGUGGGCAUAAUUUGAUCUUCUGUGAUUUGCAUACAGCACGUUUUCUGUUUGGCACCAUUCCCUAUGGAGAAAUUUAAAGACUUCCUGAGAACAACAGUAUUGCAGCGCAUGUGUCAAAACAUUCUGCUACAACAAUGGAAAGGUUCUACAGAUUUGGACCUUUUUGGGCGUGACGUGGCACAGUGGUGAACCUUAGUUAACAAGCAUUGAAGCUCGAGGUCGUGUCUCUUAUUCUUUGUUUUUGGCACCUUUAUGCAUACAGAAGAAAACUUUGCAUCAACUCUGUUGGUUCCUUUUUCCAUUUAGUCCACUUUAGUCCAUUUUGCUAUGAUCUCAGAAUUCAAGUUUUGGCACUUAGAAGUGAAACAUCCCUUCUUGGCCCCCUUGUUAUUGUUGUAUUACAGGCACUUGAUUUGCCAACUCUGCCAUUGCAAGUUUGUUCUGUUAUUUUGCUGCACUUUCAGCCUUUUGGAAAGGUGUUGUGCGUAGAAGCCAAUGUGCUUUUUGUCUGUUUCGCCAAACAAGAGUAAAAGCUACUUGCAUGCAUUGUUUUGUGGAUUCUGUCGUGAAUAUUUGUAUGUUGGAAUACUUUAGCGGGUGUACAGUAUUAGAUUUUUUCUUUCUUAAAAUGGGCUAGAUUUGUUUACUUUCUAGCUGGCACUGGGUUCACGAGGUGCUGUAUAGGAUAGCAAAUAGUUGAUUUUUUAGCGUCGACAAUGAGUGGCUCAUUUGUGGCUCGUGCACACGACAGGUUUUUGACAGGGAACGCUGCGAAGAGAUGUUUUGUUUUGCGCAAUGUAUUUGGUCUAAUGGACAAUGAUGCAACAUCCAUGUAAGUGAACAUCAUGGUGAAUGAAAGUCAGUCCCUUCACUUUGCUCCUGUACAGGGAAAAAGUGACGUGAUGCGAUGCGACCUUAGCUAGUGAGAGAUCAGCAGCUUCAUAAGACACUGUGCAACAACGCAGCACCUUUGUAGUGCUGCCUUAUGCUGCUUCUGGAAUCUCAUUGGAUAAGAGAUGGAUUGCACCAAGUUUCAAGCAGCUUAGGGAGGAGUCUUGUGGAGUGCUGCAGCUCCUUCAGACACGUUGUUCAAAACAAAGUUUUUUGACAAGCAUAGGACACUUAGAAGCAGAGGAAGUGGCACUAAAUUUAGUGGAACAUGUUCGUUAAAGUAGUUUGUACGAGUACAAUGGCGGUAAACAGAAGAUGCCACAGAAUAGGCAACGAGAACAUUGACACAGUAGCAGACGACACUUCCCGAGAAGGAAAAAGCAUUUGUAAGCUAAAAAAAUCAUAGGCUUAGUGCACCUGUUCUAGCUUAGUGAACUGAGAUGUCUGUUAGCCUAGUCUGGAAUGUAUGUAGUGUGGGAACACGUUUGUGUUCAGUAUUUCCUCUUAAAAAAAAUUUGAUGUCUCGUUUAGACUGGCACGGGGCAAACCCUGAGAUUCCACAGUGGUAAACAAAAGCAAUAGACUCUUCUGCAGAAGCAAAAACCGAAGAGUACAAAUCUGUUGUUGCUUUACAGCCUUCCAAAAAGUCUGCAGAGCUGUCAGAGAAUAUAUAGUUACAUCUCCAUGGUGAUUGUGCUUUAGACUGCUAUGGUGAAAUAUUGCAGAUUAGUGUUUAGUUAGCCAUUGGGGCCACGUACUGGUGGAUGAGGCAGUAUUUUUGAGCCUAUUUCAGCCAAACGGUAGUAAUUGUGCCGAUCGAGCACUGCAAGAAUGAAUACAUUUUCAAAAGCUUGCUGCUAAUGCUAAUGUUUUUAUUAACAAAAACUGAAAAAUCACCUUAGAAAGAUAGGAAAAUCAUUACUUUCAAAAAUGUAUGCUGCAAAAGCUGAGAAGAUUUUGUGAGGAUCUUGAAAUAUCCUAGAUAUAGUACAAACAGUGCUUAACCACUGUAGGGAGGUUCUACAGCGCUGUCUCUUUUGUGAAGCUUGUCUUACGAGGUUACGUGGCUCCUACUUUGCUAUUUGUUCUGUCUAGCACAUGGUAUUGCUGAAUAUGUGUCAUAGCUGUACUACCGAGUACUUACUCUGUUCUGUUUUUUGCAAAAAAAUCACAGUAGCAGCGCUGCUCGACUAUGGUAGUUACUGUUAGCUUACAGUGGACAGUUAUGGUGACCUGAGCUUUGUUGUCUGUACUGUGAAACGGAUCAAAUUUCUAAAUGUCUGUAUAUGCUCAAGGUUCCACGCACAUUUCGAUGGCUGUCUGAUCACAUGCAAUACAGUACUGCUGUUUCAGCUGGCUGUUGCAACUUUCUCUGUGUAUCAUGCAGGAUGCUUUCAUUUCAUAAGCAAUUGGUUUACCACAACUUUAGUCAUUGAAUGUGUGUGUGCGCAUUGUGUAAAUUGGCAUCCUUUGCAAUAUGCUUUCUGUUUCCCCUGUAGUUCAACAUUGAUUGUAACACUGCCACAAUCUAAGAGGCUUGCCAAAGAAUGCAAUGGUAUCUAUUAUUUAUCGCUACUUGAAUCAAGUGAAGGAUUGCAUAAAUAUUACAUUACGUGAACAUCAAGGAUUGGUGACAAACCAUUGAGCAGCAAAUCACGAGCGAGCAAUGGUUGUUACAUAUUGAGGUAUGCUGUCAUGACUCCUUCCUGCAUUUCCAGCCACUGUGCAUCGUAGCAUGCAUGCACCGUGGGCAGGAACGUCGUAUUCACACGAGCGAGCAGAAGCAGAAGACGCGAAAGUGUUCACUGCUAACUGUGGUGAAUAUCCUGCGACAGAACCAAAAGAUAUUCCGUAGCAGACGACAGGAAAGACGGAGUCGUCUGCGCAGUACGCCACUCCCGAUAUUCCGCACUGUGUGAAUGCUCAACAUGUGAGCUUUCACUUUUUCUUCCACUAGAACUUCCGUGAGGAUGUCGCUCGUGUGAAUACACAGUUACUCCGCAAAGCCUCUCAAUCAAAGAACGCUUCGAAACAUUCUCCUUUCCUUGGAGAGACCCUUGUGUUUUGAAAAUCUGCUUUGAUUUCAGCAGCUAUAAAAUGGGUGACAUCCGGUGGAAAAUAAAAAAAAGUACUUGUAGCAUUUUUGAUGACCACUGGAUCCCAAGCUGUUUUGGUGAAUGCGUAGUACAAACUGGGGAGUAAAAAUGUGUUUUACCCGGUUUAACCCAAAAACACAAGGCGCUAAGCAUGCACCAUAGAGUCUGGUAUUGUUGCCGAGGCUCGAUUUGUAAUCGAGAAAUCCGUAUGUCACGGUAUUAUAAAGGGUAUUAUGUCGUGGUAUUCACAAAGGGCUGUGGUGGCUGUGCAUUCUUAACUGUAUAACGAAGCAGUCAGUUAACGUAUGUUAAAGGGGUUGCGACACUUUUGCAUAUGUGGUUCGUUUGAUCGUGCACACCACAGUAUUGAAGAAUAACAAAAUAUUUUUCUAUGUGUCAUUCUCAUUGGUUCCCGUAAGCAUGUGACCUCUCCCGCACUGCCUGCAGUGAUGUCAGAUGACGCUAUUACCCGUAAACCUUGCAGUCAAGGUUCACAUGGAUGAAAAUAGGUAACUGUCAUGACCCCUUUCAGAUUAAAUGAAAUCCUUCCACUGAUCCAAGUAGAGCUUGCAUUAUCGACUACAGGGUGCAGAGAGGGGUGCGAACGAGUCGAGCAUUCGUAGAACAGUACAAAUGAACAGCGCAUUGUACGUGUAAACUAAAGCACAUUGUAGAGGAAACCCUAUGCAUCACUUGCGAUGUUUCCGUACUCCUCUCAGAUACCACUGCCACAAAAAAAGAAAACGGAAAAAACGCGGGAUUGGGAUGUUUCCUGUCGUGCUCACACAGAGGGCGGUGGAACAUGUUUUGUUCUUUUUUCAGUGCCUGCCAUGUACAUAGUACUGACAUUAUGUGAUAGUUAAUGUUGCUGUCAAGCACGGUCACUGAGGAGAAUUUUCAUUGUUGCCCAAACACUCCUGUUGGAAAUAAAGGAGUAAAAAGUUA
Molecule: messenger RNA, 9922 nt
Organism: Ornithodoros turicata
Lineage: Eukaryota; Metazoa; Arthropoda; Arachnida; Ixodida; Argasidae
Gene: ERR
Product: steroid hormone receptor ERR1-like
Exons: 9
Coding region: 203-1513 (436 amino acids)
Biological process (GO): regulation of transcription by RNA polymerase II
Cellular component (GO): chromatin; nucleus
Molecular function (GO): steroid binding; nuclear steroid receptor activity; estrogen response element binding
Source: RefSeq, a predicted model, not a curated record